Messenger RNA from Gilbertella persicaria, 1339 nucleotides. RefSeq lists its product as uncharacterized. The record is from RefSeq and is a predicted model, not a curated record. The transcript has a single exon. The coding region runs from base 331 to 1287 and encodes 318 amino acids. Lineage: Eukaryota; Fungi; Mucoromycota; Mucoromycetes; Mucorales; Choanephoraceae.
GAGCUUCGUGACGUGUUCACAUUUACUUGAAACUCAGAAAAUGCAACAAAUGAUUUUGUUGCCUUCUCCUUUCUUCCUUUUCUCUCUCUCUCUCUCUCUCUCUCUCUCUUUCUUUAAGCAUCAAGUAUCAAGCAAUAGGAAAACACUAUUCUAUUUAGGACUUGUGUAUUUUUCUGUUGGAAAAUAUAUCUAUCACAUAUAUACACAUACUCCCCCCCUCGCUCUCUCUCUUUCUCUCUCUCUUUGACGUACAAAAGGACUCUAAUAUUUAAAUUCAAACCCUUUUUUUCUUUCUCUUUUUUCUUUACUACUGUAGCAAACAAAGCUUCCAUGGCAACUAAAGAAGAGCGAUAUUCGAGAGAAUACAAGCUUCCCACCAAAAGAGAAAGCACUACUAACACAAGCUUUGAUGUUGCCUUAAAGAACGAAAUCAGCCGUUGUAUGAAGGGCUUUCGGGCCACAAAUGUCAUCACGUACAAGCGAUUUCGAGACAAGAGCACUUGGUUGCGUCCUGGCGAGUUUGCAAGCCAUGUUGCUGAAGACGAAGACGAAUUUAGAGCCGAGCCAAAAGAAGCCUGGCCUAUCUUGCAAGACAUGAGCAUUGAUUUACCAGUCCAAGAUUUAAUCAAACAACACCGCGUCCAGGAUCGUUUAUGGACAGUGCCUAUGUCCAAUAAGAAAUUCAAAGAGCCUGAACCCGUCUAUCCACAAAGCACGGGUGUCAAACUAAGACCGGUGGAAGAUAUCAUGAAUGAGUACAGUAAAGCAAACACCCCUACAAGCAAUCACGUAUCACAUAAAGUCACUCCUCCAAAUACAACAGCAACAGCCACAAAACACCCUCCACCUUCAGCACCUACUCCAUCGUCGUCUUCGACACGUGUUCAAGAUAAAAACAAGCGUUUGAUUGAACCCAUUCCCGAUAAGAUCAAAGGCGUUUUACAAAACUUGACCGACACAAGACGAAAGCCAUCUGCUAAACCGCCUAAACUCUAUACAAACAGACCGAAUGAUAACUUAAAGUCAGCUUCUGCUUCAAGUGCGCCUCGUAAAGCGUCUGCAUUAAAACCCGCCAUCAGCCCUGAAAAACAGAGUACUGUCAAGAAACCCCUCAAUGUGAUACAAAGCACAACUGCAUCAAGCGCACGUCCCCGCGUCUCCUCAAAAUCAAUGCCUACAGAAAAAGCAAAAUAUACAGAAAAUAUACCAGUAAGUUGCUUGUUUUGUAUGGACUCUAUGAUUGAUGUAAUGUGUGUGUGUCUGUGUGUCUGUGUAGGACCUUAUUGAAGCUCGUAAAUACCUCUUGGGAGAUAUGGAUGAAGUUGAAUUUCGAAGUCUU